GUAAGUGAAGCCGCCAUUUUCAGAGAGAAACAGAACUUUUAUUUGCAGUUGUUGUUGUUGUUGUUGUUGUUGUUGUUGUUCUUCUUCUUCUCCCCUUUCCUCUCUCAAAUGGAGUUCGAAGCAAAUUAUGAAGUUGAUCGAACUGCAGAUUAUAUCUACUCCCAUAACUUCACCAGGGUUGCACUUCAGUUCCCUGAUGAGUUGCUGAAAGAUUCAAUCAGAGUUGUGAGAGCGCUUCGAGAUAAGCUCCGAGCACUUCAAAAAUGUAAUGAUGAUAGUGGUGAAAGCCUUGUUGAGGGAAGGAAGGAUGUGGGUUUGUAUGUAAUGGCUGAUACAACUUACGGUAGCUGUUGCAUUGAUGAGGUUGGGGCGGCUCACAUCAAUGCCGAUUGUGUUGUGCAUUAUGGACAUACUUGUUUGAGCCCGACAUCGACUCUUCCAGCGUAUUUUGUAUUUGGAAAGGCUUCUAUAAAUGUUGCAGACUGCGCACAGAAGAUCUGUACUUUUGCUAAAAGUUGCAACAAGCCUGUUCUGGUUCUCUUAGGACUUGAAUACACAUAUGCAAUGCAUGACCUGAAGGAGGCAUUAGCAGAUGAAGCACUAAAAUUGUCAACAUCUUCAUCCAAGUUAGAUAUUAGUUGUGCUAGUGUUCUGUCUCCGGCUGUUGCUCCACCCGAAGAGAAGACGGCAUCUAACGGACAAGUUGAAGCUGUUAAUAACCUUUCCGGUUGCCCUGAAGCUGGUGAUGCUGAAGUUUAUACAUCUUACAACAUUGGUGGUCUCACUUGGCGUUUACCGCAUGGUCAACAAAUAGAGGAUUACUUGGUUUUUUGGAUUGGACCUGAUAAUUCAGCAUUUGCAAAUGUAGUGCUGACUUUUAAUGCUUGUGAAAUAGUGAGAUAUGAUCCUGCAGAGAGGUGCCUAAUUACAGAUGUAUCCCAAAUAAAAAGGAUUCUACAACGUAGAUACUACUUGGUGGAGAAGGCAAAGGAUGCUAAUAUUGUUGGAAUUUUGGUUGGGACCCUUGGUGUAGCUGGUUAUCUUCACAUGAUUAGUCAGAUGAAAGAAUUGGUCACAAAAGCAGGGAAGAAGGCCUAUACAAUUGUUGUGGGAAGACCAAACCCAGCAAAGCUUGCCAACUUCCCUGAGUGUGAUGUCUUUGUUUAUGUUUCUUGCGCACAAACUACACUUUUGGAUAGCAAAGAGUUUCUAGCUCCAAUCAUCACUCCAUUUGAGGCAAUGCUUGCUUUUAAAAGAGGUAGCCAGUGGACUGGAGAAUACACGAUAGAGUUCAGGGAUUUGAUGAAUAUGCCAUCAUUUGGAGGUGAAAUUGGCACGGAUGAGCCACGGUAUUCUUUUAUCCUAGGUGGAUAUGCUGAAGAUCAUAAUCAUGAAGAGAAUGCUGAAGACAGUGAAGAAGAAUUGGCCUUGGCAGUAUCAACAGAGAAGGUUCUCCGACUUAGAGAUGAAGAUAUCAAUGUCCUUGCCAAGAUUGGUCCAAAAUCUGGGGCAGAAUAUUUAGCAACGCGGUCAUACCAGGGUCUGGAUAUACACCAUGAUGGCUCAAUGCCGAAGCCCAUUGUGAUUGGUAAAACAGGGAGAGCAUCAGGUUAUGAGAAUGAGAAGACCCGAUAACUAAAUACUUGAGAUAUUACAUUCUCUUCUUUUGAUUUAGCAUGUUGAUUUUGAUUUAAUUGUCACUAGAAAGAUUCAAGUAAUAUCCUAGUAGGAUAAUCAUUUUUUGGACGGCUUUCCUUAUCUCAUGUUUCAACGGUUUUAGGAUUAUUCA
This is a messenger RNA of Spinacia oleracea (spinach), 1789 nucleotides long. RefSeq lists its product as uncharacterized. The transcript has 10 exons. Bases 109 to 1635 code for a protein of 508 amino acids. Gene Ontology annotation, molecular function: 2-(3-amino-3-carboxypropyl)histidine synthase activity. NCBI's taxonomy places the organism in Eukaryota, Viridiplantae, Streptophyta, Magnoliopsida, Caryophyllales, Amaranthaceae. The record is from RefSeq and is a predicted model, not a curated record. Gene Ontology annotation, biological process: protein histidyl modification to diphthamide.